UAUUAUUAAAAGUCACAUGAUAAGAAAACAUGGUGGACGAGACAAACAAGUACUAAAGUGAAAGUAGAAAAAAAGUUAUGAGGUGUUUUAGUAACAUACGCCUUUAAAUGCUUUGAUAUAUUGAGGGAAGAGAAUAAGACAAAAUGGUGGACGAAAGGAAGCGUUUGAUACCUCCUCGUCAUGACGACACCGAAGAAGAAGCUCCUUGUAGUUGCUGUAAUAUUCCAAGAUUCAGCAAUAAAAUUCUGGCGAAGGCGACCAUUCUGGCUGCUGUCGCAUUUGAAAGACUUGCAUUCUACAGCAUAUCUGGGAAUCUUAUUUUGUUUCUGAAUGGAACUAAGUACAACUGGUCGUCCCUGUAUGCACUGGAUGCAUCAUUCUUUUUUCUUGGAUUUGCAUGCAUUUCUUACUUCCUGGGUGGGAUAAUUGCUGACAUAAAGUUUGGCAGAUUUCGUGUGAUAGUGGCAGCCUUUAUAAUUUACUUAAUAGGAUACAUUCUAUUCCCUAUGCUGUCAAAUGAAAAUAUUGAAAAACAGUUGAUGAACUUGUCGUCAUUAAAUUGUAUCCAUCGAAAUUCCACAUAUGCAACAGAUGCAUUGACAAAUCAGUGUUCAGUUCUUAUAUUUGUUGCAUUAGCUAUAGUUGGAAUAGGGACAGGAAUGCUGCGGGCGAAUAUCGCCCCAUUCGGAGCUGAUCAGCUUAGAGGUGAAAGUGGAAAUAGUACAGUGGUAUUUUUCAACUGGUACUAUUGGUCUAUCAAUGUUGGCACACUAGCAGCUCUUGGAGGCAUUGCAUACAUACAGCAAGGAGUUAAAGACGAUGGUUUCUUUUAUGGAUAUCUAAUUGGAAUGUGCUUUCUCUUCGCAGGAAUGAUCGUCUUCUUGUCAGGUAAAUGUACAUAUGUGUAUCGUAAACCUGUGGGAAGCAUAUUUGCCAACAUUUUCAAGAUAAUACGAGAUGCAUGGAGAAUGAAGAAAAGAAAGAAAGAACAGCAUUUUGACCACAGAUUAGAAUUUCAAAGGGGUCAAGCAGAUCUAGUACCAAAUGCUCAAUCCAUCAGUUUUUUAGACCAUGCCAAGUUCCGGUUUGGUGGCACGUUCCAUGAUAACGAUGUAGAUGAUGUAAAGCAGCUGGGUAAGAUCCUGGUUGUGUUUGCGGCAUUGUUACCAUACUGGAUGGUUUACUAUCAGAUGGAGACAACAUUUUUGGUUCAAGGUUUACAUAUGAAGCUGUACACAGAUGAAUAUAAUGUAACUCGUUCUUGUAACGACCCGACUAAAAUUUGGGCACCAUAUUCCAAAGAUACAGCCAAUUUAUCAAAGUUUAGUAUAGCAGUAGCGUGGCUGACGUUAUUUGAUGUCAUUUUGUUGAUAGUUCUCAUUCCGAUCAUGGACCGUAUAAUUUACCCAUGGAUACGUCAGAAGGGUUGGAACCUGAGUAUGUUAAUGAGAAUUAUGAUCGGGCUCGGAUUUGCUGUUGUCGCCAUUUUUGUGGCCGGUAUAGUCGAACAUUUCCGGUUAAAGAAGUAUUGGGAUUACCAACCUUCAACAAAUAAAACAAUAAAACAAUUGAUAGAUGAAGGUGUUGUAUACUAUGCGGCAAACAUGAGUAUAUUCUGGCAGAUACCGCAGUAUAGUCUGAUUGGUUUCAGUGAAAUCUUCACAAGUAUAGCAGGAUUAGAGUUUGCCAGCAUGGUCUCGCCAAGAUCUAUGAAAAGCAGUGUGAUGGGGCUUUUCUAUUUUUUCUCUGGACUUGGUAGUUUUCUUGGGUUUGCAGUGUUGCAUGCUUUUGAAGGGACAUGGUUUUUCCAAGAAGAUCAUGGCAACAUAAAUUGCAGAAAAGGUUGUUUCGGAUCAAGAGGGGACUGUCAUUUAGACUAUUACUUCUACUUCCUGUGCGGAAUUGCCGUAUUGGGAAUUCCGUUAUUUUAUUUCAUUGUGAAAAAACUAAAAAUAGAACCGUUACCAGAGACGCCCGAGAGAAGUGCCGACAACAGUUCUAAUAAACGAAGAACGGGGCAUGUGAUUGGGAGACGCAGUGGCGGAAAUUUUGAAAACACUUCAAUAUCUGAUCGGCCAACGACGCCAAAGGCAGUUUCUGAUGCAGAAUCAGGAGCAUCGGAGUCCGGUUCUGUCGGUUACGGCGCUACGGACGAUAAUCAAAGAACCAAAUCAAUGAAUAACGUCGUCCAAAAUCCACCUGUAAAGAGAACCAUACCUAAAUCCAGAAGUGGACGGAUCGGAGGCCCGAUUACUGACUAGAUGUCAUUAUUAUAAUAAAAGCUAUAAAUGUGAUACUGAAGUGAAGUAGUUAAUAUAACUUACAUUAGAAAUACAAGUGUCAGUAUAGACUUGUUUAUAGUAUUGGCAAUGUAAAUAUUAAAUAUCCGAGAUCUGGGAAGUGCAGUCAUGACUAUAUGCACAUAAAUCAGUGUUCCGGCUUGAAUUGGAAUCUUGGUACAAAAACACUUUCUUCCUUGAUUUUUUACCUGUAUACAACAAAUUUACCUAGAGGUACUGAAGUCUAAAAUUGUGCUAAGUUACCCCUAUAAUAUUAUUAUAGUGGUAUAUGGGUUAAUUACCCCAAUAGGGGGUCAUACAGGAACACUGAUGGAUUUGGUCAUAAUAAAACUAUACAUGUAUAUCACUAAUCAUGAUAGCAUAUCAAAUAAUCACUGUUUGUAAUACACUCAUGACUAAACUUCCUCACAUGUACGGAAUACUCAUGUGGGUCAGUGAAGAAGACUGAAAUAACGAUAAAAAGUUGUAUAUUUAUCACUAUUAAUGCGUCGUCGGAACCAGUAUGGUACACAUUCUGUAUAUAUAACAUUUAUGCUGAUAGCGGUAAGUAACUUGGGUAAUCGUGGAUGCAUUAAUGAAGAUCAUUUAUUCAGACACAUUAUCACAAAGUUAGUACCAAUUACAUACAUGUAUGUCUCACCAUAACCAUUUGUUCAACAUUUUAAAGUGUUCAUACAUUACAGGAAUAACUAACAGUCUAACUUAAUAUAUAUAUUUUUUUUUAAUUUUGCAGGAAUCAAUUUUUAUAUCAAUGAAAUAUUCUCGAGCAUUUGAUAACAUAAAAAUUUCCAACACCAAUUGAAUUUUAAAAUUAUGUAUUAUAAAACAGCAUUUUUGUAACUUGAUUGCAACUUUGGACCUCAUUAGCAAAUGCAACAGAUACCUCCAAGGUUAUCUGAAGGCCUUGAGGUUAUAAAACUUUUUUUCUGAAUUCUAUCUCAAACCUCAGGAUUUUCAUUGGUCAGGGUACAUUCUAUGACAGUUUCUGACCAAUCAACUACCUGAGAUCUGAGUUUGAAGAAUUUCUUUAUAACCUUGGGGCCAGCUGAUGGCUGAUUCUUAACAAGUAUUAUAUAAAUGCAUUGGCUCAAAUUCUGCUCAUACUUAUUUUUAGCUUGUUUGUUUCAAAGAAAAUGUCCAGCUAUUAUGAUCGCUGUGGCGGUGUAGUCAAUGUGUAAAACCUUUACUGCAGCCCAUUAUUCAAACAUUUAAAAAGGAAUCAACAUGAAACUUAGAAUACUUGCUUAUCAUGACAAGAUGCAGUUGUUAGAAAAGGGGGAUAAUUUUGAAAUCAGUAUUUGU
Molecule: messenger RNA, 3602 nt
Organism: Ruditapes philippinarum (Manila clam)
Lineage: Eukaryota; Metazoa; Mollusca; Bivalvia; Venerida; Veneridae
Product: solute carrier family 15 member 4-like
Exons: 8
Coding region: 144-2261 (705 amino acids)
Biological process (GO): transmembrane transport
Cellular component (GO): membrane
Molecular function (GO): transmembrane transporter activity
Source: RefSeq, a predicted model, not a curated record